AUGGGAGAAGAGGAGUGCAACAUAGCCCUCAGUCUCGCAAUCGGAGAGCGGAAACGAUCGAAGUCCGAGGAUUCGUCUAAAGGCGCGAGCGAUGCCAACGGCGGCGGCGCCAGGAAGAAGCUCAGGCUAAGCAAAGAACAGUUGGCUUUGCUUGAAGACAGCUUCCGAGCCCACAACACCCUUUAUCCAGUUCAGAAGCAAGAACUAGCACAGCAGUUGAACCUCCGACCGCGACAAGUCGAAGUAUGGUUUCAAAACAGAAGGGCAAGGUGUAAGUUGAAGCAAACUGAGGUAGAUUGUGAGUACUUGAAGAGGUGCUGCGAGAGCUUAACCGACGAGAACCACCGGCUGAAGAGAGAGCUGAUGGAGCUGAGAUCGGCGAUGCCAGCCGUGAGCUUGCCUUUCAACGUUCCAAUCCCGAGAGCAGUGGCGGCAUUACGUAUGUGCCCGUCGUGCGAGCGCAUUGCCACGGAUAGGGAUGAGAAGAGGAAGGCUUAGUUUGAGUAUUCCGACUCUUGGAGAACCCUAAAAGUUAAUGUAUAUCGGUGCAUGCAGUGCUCUUUCAUAACUUGUUGCAUGCAUGGUUGAUAGCUAGGGUUCUGUAAAUAACUUAAUUAGUU
Molecule: messenger RNA, 620 nt
Organism: Ananas comosus (pineapple)
Lineage: Eukaryota; Viridiplantae; Streptophyta; Magnoliopsida; Poales; Bromeliaceae
Product: homeobox-leucine zipper protein HOX11-like
Exons: 4
Coding region: 1-498 (165 amino acids)
Biological process (GO): regulation of DNA-templated transcription
Molecular function (GO): sequence-specific DNA binding; DNA-binding transcription factor activity, RNA polymerase II-specific
Source: RefSeq, a predicted model, not a curated record